Pseudopipra pipra is the source of this 3790-nucleotide messenger RNA. RefSeq names its product RUN domain containing 3B (gene RUNDC3B). The transcript has 11 exons. NCBI's taxonomy places the organism in Eukaryota, Metazoa, Chordata, Aves, Passeriformes, Pipridae. The coding region runs from base 195 to 1541 and encodes 448 amino acids. The record is from RefSeq and is a predicted model, not a curated record.
GCCCGCCCGGCCCGCCGCCUGCCGCGGGCGCUCCGGGACCGGCCAGCGGGAGGAGGAGCGGGGGAAGCACGGGGGUCUCCUCCUCGGCUUCCGCGUGCGGCGGCGGCGGCGGGCGCAGCAUCCUCGAGAGCGAGAGGCUGGGAACAAAGGCUCCGCGCCAGCCCCGGCGGCUCCACCUGCCCUGCCCAGCGGAGAUGGCGUCCCUCGGCUUAGGGGGGCUCAACGUCUCCGCCCGCAGGAAAAGCGUCCCGUCCCGCAACGCCGCGGUGGAGAGGCGGAACUUGAUCACGGUGUGCAGGUUUUCAGUCAAGACUCUGAUUGACCGUUCCUGUUUUGAGACCAUUGAUGAUACUUCCCCUGAAUUUAAUAAUUUUGCAGCCAUUCUGGAACAGAUUCUAAGUCAUCGACUGAAAGGUCAGAUCACCUGGUUUGGCUAUGAAAGUCCUCGUAGUUUCUGGGACUACAUUCGCGUAGCUUGCCGAAAAGUCUCGCACAAUUGCAUCUGCAGUAUCGAGAACAUGGAGAAUGUCAGUUCUUCUAGAGCUAAGGGUCGAGCCUGGAUCAGAGUAGCACUUAUGGAAAAACAUUUGUCUGAAUACAUUUCCACAGCUCUUAGAGACUUCAAAACAACCAGGAGAUUUUACGAGGAUGGAGCAAUUGUUCUCGGUGAAGAAGCAAAUAUGCUUGCUGGUAUGCUGUUGGGACUCAAUGCAAUUGAUUUCAGUUUUUGUCUGAAGGGUGAGGGACUGGAUGGCAGCUUUCCUGCUGUCAUAGAUUAUACACCGUACUUGAAGUUCACCCAAAGUUCUGACAGCAUCAGCAGUGAUGAAGAAGAGCUAAGAACGCUGGGCAGUAGUGGCAGUGAAGGCAGUACUCCAGAGAACAUUGGCCCUCCUUUCAUCACAGACGAAAACAGUUGGUACAACAAAUGCAAAAGGGUAGAACAGAAGUACCGGCUUGCGUUGGAACAGAAGGGUUAUCUUGAAGAAUUGGUACGACUCAGAGAAAACCAACUAUCUGAAUCUGUCUCACAGAAUAAACUGCUGUUACAAAGAAUUGAAGAUAUGGAUCUAGCCCAUAAAAUGGAGAAGGAGCAGCUGGAAUAUAUCAUUGUGGAGCUGCAAGACCAGUUAACUGUGCUAAAGAAUAAUGACUUGAGAUCAAGACAAGAAUUAACUACUCACCUCACCAAUCAGUGGCCUUCCCCAGGAGCUCUGGAUGUCAAUGCUGUUGCCUUGGACACUCUACUUUAUAGAAAGCACAAUCAACAAUGGGAUGAGAAAAGUUUUCAAAGUCUGGACCAGCUUUCAGCAGAUGUUAGUCUUUCUCAAUCUUCUCUGGAUCCAGGUCACUCACAGGAUGGGAAGCAGGAUGGAAUGAACAUGUUAAAUGAAGGGAAGGAAGACACUCCAUCUUUGCUUGGUCUUUGUGGUUCUCUUACAUCAGUAGCAAGCUACAAGUCUCUCACAAGUCUGAAAUCAAGUGAAUACCUUGCAAGUCCCACAACAGAGAUGACAAGUCCAGGCUUAACACCAUCUUGAGAUACACAUAAGAAGGAAGAGCUUUGUGUUGUAUGCAUUUGUUUUAUGUUCCAUAAAAUGACUUGCAAUGAAGACUGCUAGUUCUGAGUUAAAAAAUAAGCUGCUUUAUUUUUUCUUUUCCUGGUUACCUGUGUAAUGUACAGAUUCUGUCCAUUUUCAUUCACCUUUUUUUCCCCCAGAGGACUUUUCAGAUUUUCUAUUUUAAUCUGGAUUUAUUUAAAGCUCUUUGUCAAGUACAGAAUGUAUAAUCCGAUGCUUAUGAAUGAUUUUUAAAAUGAAAGUUGGAAAACAGUCCCCUACUAAAUUGCCGUCAGCUUUGUUUCUCCUUGCACUGGCCUGGCCCUGCUCUAGCCACUGUACUUUUCUGCAGUGCUUUAAGUAUCUAUCGACUCUUGCAGAAUAGACAGGGAAUCCUUAAUGCCAGUCUUUAUAGGCAAAUAAAUAUUUAACUAAAAUUCCAGCUUUUCAUCUGUGUAUGUUGUGUAGGACCUCAAAUAGCAUAUUUAACCUAUCAACAGCUUUUCUCAAGUUGACUCAGUGUUAGGUUUUGCAUUCCUGUUAGUAUCAUGGCAGUGAAGAAUCACACUGAAACACUCUUGCAAACUCUUGAAGUUGCAUGUGAAUAACAAAUGUAACUUGAUCAUAUAAAUCAAGCAUACUUAGCAAUUUUCAAAUGGUGAGGAAACUCACUAAAUGCUUUUGAGUGACCUGAAUUACAGAUAAUCUUACAUUAUAUGAGAAAUUUCUUGCUGGAAAGAUAGAGACUAAGGAUAGUGGGGUUAGCACCUUGGGAAGUUUGAAUUCUGUGUUUAUUGGCAAGAUCCCAAGGAGAGUGAAAAAGGGGAAACAAAAACAAAGUAAUGGCUGUAUUUCCAUGUUAAAGACUUUUCUCAUCCCUGUAGGAGUGCAAUAGGUAUUUUUCUUGGUAAGAUAAUACAGCAGAACUUCUCAAGUCAGUUUUCUCAAAUUACUUGCCAUUGAUUUAAAUUAUUGAUAGGAAAAAAAAGAAAAAGGAGACAUUUUUUAAAUGUAACUAACUUUCCAAAUCACCCUACAGUUUCAAAGUUUGCAACUAAAUUUUUGAAUUGCAAACUAUAUUCUUAAUUCUUUGUAAGAUACGGUCUUAUCUAUGAAUUUUGCUAAUCAAGGUAAUGCUUAACACUAUGAUUAGUAACUUUUUAAACAAAAGUUAAAUGCAUGUAAGUAUGUUGUAUUUAUAAGUGCUAGGGAAAAUGCUUUUUUGUGCCAAAGAAGUUUCAUAAAUUGUUUACAUGAGUAGCUGCAAUACAGGACAGAUUUUUAAUUAUUGCUUACUCUUAGGUGUUUACGGUAUGUCACUACAUUCUGUAGAGUUUUAGUUGAUUUGCCUCUUGUGAUGGUAUCUUGGCAUUACUACUAAAAACUGGUCAUCAUAGGAUGGGCUUGAAAGAAACAGGAUUCAUUCUUACCUUUACUGAAACUACAGGGAAUGUAGCCUUUGUAAGUAUAGGCUAUGCAUCUCUGGAAUUUAUGGCACUGUUGGAUUUAGCUGGAGGAGGUUCAAAAUACAUAUCCUCAACUCUCUAGUCCAUGCUGCUAGAGGUCACUGCAUCCAUGGCAGGGUACACAACUACUGAUGCUGUUUUAAUGCAGAAUUUUGGAGCAUUUUAGCAAAAUCUACCAGAUUUUUUCUUUAAAGCCCUCGUGUGCCCACCCAGUUAAUUUCUCUGUAAUAAACUGACAGUUAAAUCCUGUCAUACACUGUCAGAAUGCCCACUAACUACUUCAUGUAACUUUUUUUUGUUAUCACAUUAAGCACCUGUUCUUUCAUGGCAGUUGAGUACCAUUAUUAAAUAUAAAUUUGUAAACUAGAGAUGCAUUUUUACUAUAAAUAAAAUGAGGGAAUCCGGAUUCCACAAGUUAACAUUCUACAUCAGGGUACAGUGAUUUAAUGGGUCUUGUUUGCUGUUAAACACUUCUCACAUUACAUCAGUAUUUUGGAGGGGGCUAUAAUCAUGAUCUUCAGUCAUGUUCACUGAUGGCUCUUUUCUUGGAGCUACUAGUGUGAAAUUCAUGUGUCAUUCAACUGAAGUCUUUUAUGUGGUCAGACACCACUGAGUUUCUGGGUUUUGUGCAUGGGAAAUCAGUUAUGUGUGUCUUUCUCAGUUCUAAACAUUAAUCAUUUAAAAAAAAUUAAAAUGCCAAAACUGUAUGUUGCCUUGACGUUCCAUAAAUGUUGCAUGUAAAUUAAACAUUUUGUAUCAUCACAA